Messenger RNA from Pleuronectes platessa (European plaice), 4795 nucleotides. It is a transcript of the gene naa40, whose product is annotated as N-alpha-acetyltransferase 40, NatD catalytic subunit. The record is from RefSeq and is a predicted model, not a curated record. Bases 187 to 906 code for a protein of 239 amino acids. Gene Ontology annotation, cellular component: nucleus. The transcript has 8 exons. NCBI's taxonomy places the organism in Eukaryota, Metazoa, Chordata, Actinopteri, Pleuronectiformes, Pleuronectidae. Gene Ontology annotation, molecular function: histone H4 acetyltransferase activity; histone H2A acetyltransferase activity; protein N-terminal-serine acetyltransferase activity.
UCCAGCCGCCGCUCGGCGCGUUAGCCCGCUAGCAUCGGCCGCGCACACCACCUCCCGUUGUCAUAUUAAUGUGACUGUGGCCCCCUCGUAUCUGUGGCCACGAUUCUAAUAACUCAGCAGCGGCGGAGCGCGGGGACAAUAGAGGCGUGUUUCUCCUGGGGGAGCCGAGCAGACACAGCGCCAAAAAUGGGGAGGAAGUCAAACAGAGCAAAGGAGAAGAAGGCCCGGCGUCAGGAGGAGAGGGCGGCUAUGGACGCCGUCUGUGCUAAGGUGGAAGCUGCCAAUAAGCUGGAUGAUCCCCUGGCUGCCUUCCCAGCUUUCAAAAAAUACGACAGAAAUGGGCUGAACCUGCAGAUAGAGUGUAAGCGGGUGACCACCCUCAAUCCCCUGUCUGUGGAGUGGGCCUUCGAACUCACCAGAGCCAACAUGCAGACACUGUACGAGCAGAGCGAGUGGGGGUGGAAGGAGAGGGAAAAGAGGGAUGAGAUGAACGACGAGAGGGCGUGGUACCUGCUGGCCCGUGACGGGGACUCCGCCCCUGUGGCCUUCUCUCACUUCCGAUUCGAUGUGGAGUGCGGGGAGGAGGUUUUAUAUUGCUAUGAGGUGCAGUUAGAGAGCAGAGUGCGGAGGAAAGGACUCGGCAAGUUCCUCAUCCAGAUUCUACAGCUCAUCGCUAACAGUACACAGAUGAAGAAAGUGAUGUUGACAGUUUUCAAACACAAUCACGGGGCUUACCAGUUCUUCAGAGAUGCUUUACAGUUUGAGAUGGACGAAACUUCGCCGAGCAUGUCCGGUUGCUGCGGCGACGACUGCUCUUACGAGAUCCUGAGCCGGCGGACCAAACACGGCGAGGCGCCGGCGGGACACACACACGGGGGGGGCCACUGCGGUGGCUGCUGCCACUGAUUCGACUCCAGUUACACCUUUUCUGAUUGGUUUAAAAAGCCAGCAACUGUCAUGGCUGUGUGUGAAAGCUUGAGCUGCCUGCUAUUCUGCAAACAUUGAGUUUGAACGGUCCUCUCUACAACCGUUUAAAAUGAACAGAUGGUGGACUACCUGGCUACAGAUGUUGAUGUCGCAUUGAGAUUCACUUGUCUCUUUGUUUCCCGCUACAAAGGCAGAAUGCAGAGUGAGCUUUCACACAUAGCUCCUGUUUGUCGUUUCCUACUUCUUGGUUCAAUGUCCAAGUCAUCUUUUCUCAUUCCCUUCUCCCACUUAAUGAUUAUCAGUAGUUCCCAGUCAAGAAAAAGGCCUUUUGCUGACAUUAUUUUACCAGCCACACUCAACCUCAUGUCAUCUUUCUCUCAUCACCUAAGCUGUUUUCAGACAUGACCUGCAGAUAAAAUCCAGGGAAUUUGCUAGGAAGUUAACCCAGAGUCCGCCUUCCACACAUGUACAACACAGCGAGUUGUUCUCUGCACAGACGCGUUCACAACAGCCACAAAUCCUCCUCGUUAUUCAGGCGCGAGUAAGAGCAGCCAGGUGCAGCACACAGACAGGAAGCUAUGUAUCAACUCUGCUGCGGAGAUCACAUGAUUUUCACACGACGAUGUCGACUAUUAUCACAACAAACCCUCUAGACAUAAUCGUCAAGUUUUUUCAACGUAUAGGACACCACGUUUUCACCGUGAUAUAUUUGUUUUCUUUGUCUAUUUAAUUUUUGCGUCUGUCGCGUUUUACAAGCGUCAUAAACUAGCUCACAGGGAAUCCAGCGAGAGAUCCCCUGCUGUGUUCUUACAUCCUCUUCUCCUGGAUUUUAACUAACAGUAUACUAGGAGGCCAGGCAGAUAAAGUCUGCAGAAAGUGCAGAGCGUCUCACUCGGUCAUUUGAGUUCACAUUUUCACUUCCUCUGAACAACCUACGGAGGAACUGCAGGGUGCAGUGCAUGUCUGAAAGCAACUCAAAUGUACUAUACUGUAUCAAAUCCUUCUGCAGUGCUGCUUUAUCUAAAGUGGCACAUUUAAGUAAGUUGAUUAUGUUUCAAUUUGAAUGACCAUGAAUACUCAGCAGGUUAAAAUCUGACUUUUAAAAUUUUUCCUUGGGAUCUCAUUCAAAGGCUCGGCACUUGUUUCCCACAGGAUUAUUUUGAGUGUACUCGAGUAAAUAUCCCGUAAUGAGCCCCUUGAAAACAGUCUCAGAAGCCUCUGUUAUAUUCUAACCCAAAUUAUGUUAAUGUGGUUUGUUACAUUUUAUUUUAGCUAAAGCACAUUUGCCCACAAUGCUACUAUUACAUGGUUACACUAUCCAAAUUGCAUGAGCCAGCUUCUCUUUGGGUGAUAACUAAAUGUAUAGAUGUCUCCAGCUUUUAUUUUUUUAUAACUUAUGAGACAAGAUGUUCAAGAUUGCCUUUUUUUGACACGACUUCUUUCUCCCAAUGACUUGAGUAAAAAAAAAAACUUAAAUUUUCCAUCAUUUGUUGCGGUAAAUUUGCAUCGAACCCACAAGGUAAAUAAUGCUUUAACCUCUCAUAUUUCAUAAUCCGGGGACAUGAGUUGAAAUGUUUACUUUUUCACCACCAUCUCUUCAUAGGAGAUUCAGUUCCUGUUGCCACAUUUUCCCAUUCUUCAGUUAUUUAAAAAACAAUACCAUCCUCUCUACUUCCUCCUUCAUUGUGCCUCUAUUCUCCCUCCCAUGUCCUAAAAGUGCUAAAGGAUGAGGGCAGACGUGUUAAGGUUGCUCUCAUCUUGAGUCACCUUUUCUUCAGUUGCAUUUCUCCUGUUGGCCUCUUAGUUCGCUUUGUUUCCAAGAGGUAUUAAUGAUAAACAAGUUGAUGCUACUUUUAGCUGUAUUUAAAAAGGAAAAAUACUACAAAAAACAUCUUCCAUCCCUUAUAUAUUUUGUUAGCAUGAGUGAAUCAUAUUGCUUUAACAUGGAUAAGAAUCGCUAGACGUCACCACUUCAUUAAAUGGAAGGGGAUGAAUGCUGUUUUCCUUGAAGGAGCACAGGUGGAUGGAUGAGUGGACGGGGGAUAGAAGUUAUCGCAGAGCUCUGAAACCGUACUUAUGGUCGUUAUUCUUCUCUUUACCUCGGUUGUGACGUGUUUUCCCAGCCCACUCAUUAGCUUGCAUGACAAGAUUUCAUGGAUUACACUCCAGUGAUGCUGCCUCUGAAGAGCAGCUGCACUGUUCACACCUGCACCUAAAGUCCUCAUGUGGUUCUGUUAGCAUUACCUUAAUGUUUCAUACAAAUCUGUGCAUGUUAGACGUAUGUGAAAGGGCUGAUUGUGUGAAAUUGAAAGGUAAUGCUUGGGUUUGAGCAUUUUAGCGUUGAGUUUAACUGUACAGCUGCCAAGAUUCGUGUAGGAGUUCGACUGAGGAUUUUAGAUUCACUAGUCGACCUAGAAAGGCUGCUGUAACCACUUCCACCUUGUCGAUUCCAUAUCUGUUUACAGAACCUUCAGGGUAUUUUUGGACAGUUUCAAGCGCCUGUCAGCUGGGUUAAAGGCAUCGAUUGAAAGAGAAAUCCAUUAAUUCCGGGACUGUAGUCGGUUUGUGAGGACUUUGUGUGUGGAAGAGUGAAAAGAUGCUCCUUUACACUACUGUAGAUGCAAAUAUUCCUCUGUCUGAUGUGGCUGAGAGAGCCUUAACUAGGUACGGUUUGAAAGGUUUUAGAACUGGUCCAAUCAUUGACUACUCGAGAUUUCAUUCAGAUUAUUGCCUGGUUAGUAUGUUGAAAACUAAAAUAAUACGUUACGUGUCAACAAAAGUGUUAUUAAGACAAAAACCCUUGUGAAUGAUCAAGUCUGGAACCUGAGGUGAACGUUUUUUGCUUGUUUCCAAACCUAAUGGAGACCAUAAAACAUUCAUAUAAAAAAUAUUCUACACAUGUAGACAACAUGAUGGUGUUUCCUGCUUGAUUGAACUCUGAUCAUGAGCAAGAAAAAACAAAACAAUAUAUUGCUUGUUUUAGACUGCCUUCUGCAAAGUACAGUAAUUCAUUUUUUUUGUACCGCAUAGGUUACAGUAAGAAAACAAAAGUUUUUGUACAUAGUGGUAGUUUAUAACCGACUGACAGUCUCUCUCAGGUUAAUCAAACGUAAUCAAACCUCAUCUGUUUCACUUAAACAGCCAUGUUGUCAGUUUGGUGUUAACUGGAUUGAAUUGGCCGCAGCUCGGAUCUAGAGUAAAUUUGUUUGUGUCAUACCAAAUUUAAAUGAAUUUCUGAUUUGUAAAACUGUAUCAAACUUUACCAAGAAAAGAAAACUACUUUUCAGGAGUUGAUUUUUGUUCUUGCGUGAAUUGUGAUUCAGUAAAAGAAAAAAGUUUCUUCACCUUGGAGAUGUGAAAUGGCUUAAAGGAAAUAUGACACAAAUAUUGAACUGAACCUGGAUCCGUGCUCAGUGGUUUCAUUCAUCCAGAUAAGUGGGCUGUGUUAAAAAAGAAAAAAAUUGGCUCGCUUGAACCAGAAAUUCAUUUGUGAAAAUAUGCUAACUUGAUAAAUGAGCCUAAACUUUGCGAGAUUAUUUCAAAGUCACUGAGAAGUUUUAUUUUGGAAAUGGUUACAUACAUACACACAAAAUUAGAGAUCUAUCUACUGGUCUUUUCUCUGUGUAUAUAUAUAUAUACAUAUAUAUAAGCUGUUGUGAAUCCAUAUUCAUUUUAAUUUCUUGGCCUUUUACAAGUAAAACACUUUUUUAAACAUGUUUAAAAAUACAAAAAAAACCUUCCAUGAUUGAGAGUGAGUGUUUAAAUAGUCUUGUCCAUAAACGAUAAUGAAAGGGAAAAGUAAGUCAUUCUGCCUUGUCAGUGUUUUAUUUGUAUGUUACAAAUAAAGGAAAGUUGUUUGACUUUUCAA